AUGGCCAAAGCAGCACCCUGGGCGCAAACGCACGCUCUGUUGAAAUGCGCGUGGUGGACAAUCGGUCCGUUGUCUGACCUCCAGGCGUCUCUUGGUGCAACCGCUUUUUUCUACAUACACGUUCACGUUCGUCCUCUGGUCCCGCCGCGCCACUGGGCACCGCCUCCGUCGCCUCGCCUCGCUUGGGGCAUCAUCACGUCCAACCCAAAUCCACACUCUUCCCUUCGUACGGAGAUGCUGGCCUGUCACCAGGCCCGUCUAGGUUCACCGCCCGAUGACGUCGAACCCAGCGCCGAUAGUCUGAUCCUCCCGCCGUUACCCGUCGAGGUCGUCGACAACAUCUUCCUCUAUCUCCCCGUGAAGUUCGCCAUCAGUUUCAAGCGAGAAACGGUGAAAAGAAAGCUCCUGCCCCUGGUGGCUUGCCCGGAGCUUUGGUGUUCAGGCAACAUGGAGGCACUGCGUUGGUUGUGCAAGUACAACGUCUCAGGAUGCGACGAAGUCACCGCCCUUCAUAUGGCUUUAGAUUGCGGCGAUCUCGAUGUAGCGCAAUGGCUUCACGACAAGUACCCGGAUGCAUUGCGUACGCUCGUCACACGCUUCGUCACGCGUACGCUCGUCACGGACGGGGACUCAGGGUACAGCGACGACCUGUACCAUGCGCUGGACGUCGCAGCCGAGCAGGGCCAGCUUGCAGUGAUUCAAUGGCUUCACGAACGCGGGCCGGACGAGAUGGCGACCCCAAACGCGAUGGAUUUGGCAGCGGCAGAGGGAGACCUCGCGGUAGUCCAAUGGCUCCAUGAAAACAGAUCGGAGGGGUGCACCGUGGCUGCCAUGGACGAAGCGGCCGCCAACGGGCAUCUGGCGGUCGUGCAGUGGCUCCACGAGAACAGAUCGGAAGGGUGCACUACGGCAGCGAUGAACGACGCUGCUCGGAAAGGCCUCCAUCCUGUGGUUGAAUGGCUGCACGGAAACCGCAAGGAGGGAUGCACGACACGGGCAAUGGACGAUGCUGCAUCGGCGGGUCACCUCGAAGUUGUCAAAUUCCUGCAUAUCCAUCGACACGAGGGAUGUACGGCACGGGCAAUGGACGAUGCUGCAUCAAUGGGUCACCUUGCCAUAGUCGAGUACCUCCACACCCACCGCAAGGAGGGAUGCACGACACGGGCAAUGGACUAUGCUGCGUCAGCGGGUCACCUUGAAGUUGUCAGAUUCCUGCAUAUCCAUCGACACGAGGGAUGCACAGUGGAGGCCCUGAACUCCGCGAUCCGUAGCGGACGCCUCGAAAUGGUGCAGUGGCUGUUCACGCAUCGAACGGAGGGAUACACCCGGGAGCGCUUGCAGCUGGACCUCGUUGUCACCCAAACGUCGGGUGCUGCAAUCAAAGAAUGGCUUUCCAAACAGGAGUAUGGGAAGGAGCCGCCGCCGGAUAGUGACGACGAUGUUCAGCGGAAUGACUCGUCGGAGGAUUCGGAUAGUGAUGACGACUUCGGGCGGCGGAAUGACCUUGAUCGGUUGCAAGCAGUGAAUCUGAGGCGGUAG
This is a messenger RNA of Fimicolochytrium jonesii, 1539 nucleotides long. RefSeq names its product ankyrin repeat-containing domain protein. The record is from RefSeq and is a predicted model, not a curated record. Gene Ontology annotation, molecular function: protein binding. Lineage: Eukaryota; Fungi; Chytridiomycota; Chytridiomycetes; Spizellomycetales; Powellomycetaceae. The coding region runs from base 1 to 1539 and encodes 512 amino acids. The transcript has 2 exons.